Manis pentadactyla (Chinese pangolin) is the source of this 438-nucleotide messenger RNA. Its product is annotated as tubulin beta chain-like. Gene Ontology annotation, cellular component: cytoplasm; microtubule. Gene Ontology annotation, biological process: mitotic cell cycle; microtubule cytoskeleton organization. The transcript has a single exon. The record is from RefSeq and is a predicted model, not a curated record. Bases 1 to 438 code for a protein of 145 amino acids. Lineage: Eukaryota; Metazoa; Chordata; Mammalia; Pholidota; Manidae. Gene Ontology annotation, molecular function: GTPase activity; GTP binding; structural constituent of cytoskeleton.
AUGACCCAGCCCCUGCCUCCCCUGACCCCUCCUGAUAGGACCAUCACACGGCUAUUGUUAUUUCUUACCAGCUGGGGCUGCCGGCAAGGCCAGGCCCUGACGGUGCCCGAGCGCACUCAGCAGAUGUUCAAUGCCAAGAAGCUGAUGGCUGCCUUCCACCCGGCCAUUCCAUGUUCAGGGACCACAUAUCGCAUGUCCAUGAAGGUGGUGGACAAGCAGAUGCUGAAUAUCCAAAACAAGAAGAGCUGCUAUUUUGUCAGGUGGCUCCCCAGCCAUGUGGAAAUAGCUGUCUGUGACAUCCCACCCUGGGGUCUGAGAAAGGCCUGCCACCUUCAUCAGCAACAGCGCCACCAUCAGCAGCUGUUCAAGCACACCUCCAAGCAGGUCGCGGCCACGUUUGGGGAGGGCAUGGAUGAGAUGGAUUUCACCAAGGCCUAG